This is a messenger RNA of Naegleria lovaniensis, 1614 nucleotides long. RefSeq lists its product as uncharacterized. Lineage: Eukaryota; Heterolobosea; Eutetramitea; Acrasida; Naegleriidae. The transcript has a single exon. The record is from RefSeq and is a predicted model, not a curated record. Bases 1 to 1614 code for a protein of 537 amino acids.
AUGACAGCCUCACCAACUGGAAACAGUAUGGUACAACAUCAAUUGAAUGUUCGAUUUACUGCAUCACAAGCACUAGAUAUUUAUUAUAACACUAUAUCAUUGGGGUUUCCAAUGUACGAAAGGCAGAGAUUGGAGCAAGCUCUUGAGUUUCAACUUGAAACAUGUUUUAUUGAAGAUCAAACAUUUUCUGUGACUUGUGAACUGGAGAAAGAUGUUGCUGUUUUGCAAACAUUGCAAGCAGUCUGUUUACAACAAUUGGGAAUGCGUGAAAUUUCAGAUCAGUUAUUCAUGGUUGGAAAGCAAAUUAUUGGAAAGUAUUAUGAUGAAGUGGAUUCCAUUGGAGUUGUAGUUGCUAUGAAAUUUAUCGCAGAGUAUUUACUUGGAAAUGGAGAACAAACAAAAUCACGAGCCAUGUACUCGACCGUGCGGGCAAAAUUAGAACCAUUAAUGAUGGAAUGUAGACAACAUGCUUCUACAUGGUUUUCAUCGACUUGUGUUGAAAAUAAUGCAACCUCCUACAACCAAUGGCAUGACAUUAAGCCGCAAUUUUUUACUGCAUAUAUCAUUGAAUCUCAAAUUCGUCUGGAUGACCUCUAUUUUUUGGAAGACAUGUGUCCAGAUACGUUUAUAUUUGAUGAAUUUACAAGUCUUGGAAAUGGAAGAAUUUCCCUUGCCAAGAUCCAUGCAACCUCUUGUAGAGAUAUGUCAUUCGAAUUGUAUCAUGAACUAAUGAUGAUCCUUCAAACCUUUGUUUCAUUCUCUGAUGUUAUUAUGGGCAUGAGGAAUCAAAAACAUUCCUUGUUGUACGUGGUAGCUUCUAUGGUUGCGAAACAGCUUCAUUUGGAAAUUUUAACGAAUUGUAAAGUGAAAAACGAGAAAGAAAUAUUACGAGUGGCGAGAGAAACGAUUGAGCUCACGAAACAUCAGUUUUUUAGCAUGUUGCCAUGCUACGCUACGAAAGCAGUUGUGUUGGCCUGUUCAUUGAGGGUUCAAUAUUUUCCUCAACUUGUUCGUACUGAUAAUCUACAAGAUGACUUGAAUGCUUUAAAAUUGCUUUCGACACGAUAUAGACUCAUUCACAACGAAUGCAGUCAGUUAAUCAAAACGAUUGAAGCUCUAAUAAUUUUUCAGCACCAACAACAACAACAUGCAUCCAGUAGCCAUUCAGAGCUUGUGAAUUUUCUUUCUUUCAGCUACCAUGACAUUGGAGCUGCAUUUGAUGCCAACCUAAUUUUAUCAUCAACAACAAUUCAAGAUGAUUCAAGAAGUGACCAUCCAGAAUAUGACAGUGCAAUUUCUCUGGAAACUUCUAAUUUUUCCAAGGCACUUGCAACGUUUUCUCGAUACAAGGACCAGAUCAAGCAAUUCGCUCAUGGUCUCGAACAAUUAGAAAUCGUUCUUGAGGGAUUUUCCGAACAAACACGCAUUCGAAAUGCUCAAUCAGAUUCCACCAAUGACCAGUUGGAAGAUUUAAAACAAGCAGAAAUUAAUUUAGUGAACAGUCUUAUUCAAGUGGCCAAACGCAAUGGUGAUGUGAAGGGAUUGUUAGAAGUCGAAAUUUUGAAAAAGCAAGAUCUUUUUAUGGGGAAUGUUCAGAAUCAUUCUCAACUUUGA